AUGAAUUUGAUAGUAACAGCCGUGUCCUUGCUUUUGGUAGCAGGAAUGUUGGAAGCAACUGUCACUGUUGAACUUGAUCCAUCUUACUCACCCGGCGCUGUCCCAGGGAGUGAUGCUGAUAGAAUCUAUCAUUCGGCACUAUACCAUCCUAUGAGUCAACCAAUCCUUGCAUACUUAAAGGUGGACGGAGUUGUGAAGACAGAUUUUUCUGGCAAUUGUAACAUCACAACUGUCGACAUAUAUGCUUACAAUUCAACUGGAGGUACCACAGAUACAUGGGAAAGUUCUGGUGGACAACUCUGUCAGUAUGUCAACAGAUACCCCUACCCAAAAAGUUACGAUCCUAUCUUCAGUUGGAUUUGUGGUGACAGUACAACUUUAGUCGAUGUACCUGUGUAUGCAGGAGAAUUGAGAGCAGAUGCACUUUACCAUGCUCAUACUACUGUUCCUCCCAGGGAACGUGCUAUACAGUUUUCUGUAGAAUAUGAAGGCCAAGUGUACACAGUCAUCACUAAUCCUAUUGAAGUUACAGUGAAUGUCAAUAACAUGAGCCUUGCUACACCCCCUCCUGCUACAACGGUAGCCAACAAAGGUUUCCCGAUAGUUGCCCACAUAUUAGAUGCGGAUGGAAACUUAAUCACAUCGGGACUGGAUUCCACACUGGAUGUUACCAUCAAGGUUGCAUGGAUGGAAGACUUGUCUGUUAUGUAUCAUGACAAUGGUUAUCGCAACAUGUUGUUCUAUGAAAAUGUGAGACUGGGAGGAACUGAUAUGGUACAAAGUGUGAGCACUCAUAACAAACUAAUCACAAAGCGUGCUGUUGGAGGAAUUGCCUCAUUCACAGAUGUCCGUCUGCUCGAUGUCCAUACAUGUGUGCGACUUAACAUCACACUUACCAUGCCUCGGUAUCCUCUUUUUCGGUUACCAACAACGAUGAAUGAGGUGAAGCAUAUCCAUGGGCUGACUAAUGGCCUGAAUGGAUAUUACAUCAACAGUACAGAAGAUGGAGGCGUGUACAUUACUGACUGUAUUUCUGUGACAGAACAAACUGCCUCUACAAUAAAUCUACUUAAUACUGCUGAUAUACACACAACCGUUGGUGCUAACUUCCCUUUAGAAGAUGCAGCAGUCUUGGAAAUCAGGGAUUCAUCUGGUGACAGAGUCUGGUCUGGUAGAGAUGCGAAUUUGACUCUUAGUGUCACUUCCUCUGGUGGAGGAUGUGUUUCCUCCGACUCCCAGACUGUUACAGCCUCUCAUGGACAAGCUGUGUAUGGCGGUUCCUUCUGCGAUGUUGGUUCUGGCUUUGUUCUGUCCUUCCAGGGUAACAGCAUUGUAACACCUGGUGCUCUAACUGGAGCCUCUACCAAUGCUUUCACUGUGACAAAUGAGAUCUACAUUGGAAACUUUAUUGAUACGUAUGGUUCAUCUGCUACAUCAGAUACUGGACCAUUUAUCGAUGCUUUUGCCACCUAUGCAAUAGAAGACAUUGCUAAUGGUUAUUUUCCAGACUUGCUGCAAGGGAGACAACUCAUUAUGAACAGUUAUGAUGUUGGGAAAGACGGCAGUUUGGCCCCCACAGCAUUCCAAGGAAUGAUAGACCAAGGCAAGCUUGAUCCAAGCAAGAAAGUCCGAGGAAUUAUUGGUUUUGGGUCCAACACUGCCACCAAGAAAAUGGCAAGUUAUUUGUCAGCAAACCAAAUGCCAUCUUUAGCUACCAGAGAAGACGAAGCAGAGUUUACAGACAAGACUAUUUAUCCAUAUUACAGUCGGCUGUCGUGGGAUUUGGCAGCUGUUGCACAGUGUCUUAUGAUUGCUUGCAGAGACAGAGGGUGGAAGAAAAUGAUCAUUGUUCGAGAAAUUGACUACCAGAUACAUCAAGUUCUGUACCAGAAAGCUGCAUUGUUUGACUUAGAAAUUACACAAGAGGUUAUCAUUCCUAAACUACUUCCUACACAAUAUGCUCCUGGUGUUAUUGAUGCACAAAUGGAAAAGAUCAAGAAUGCUGGAACCAAAAUUAUCCACUUGUUUGCCUAUGCUCCUCUUCAAUGGUUCAUCAUCAGUGAAGCUAUCAGACACAAUAUUUCCUGCUAUCAUGGCUAUGAAUGGGGCCUGCUAAAUGAUGUCGGCUGGCAUUUCCCCUGGGCCAAUCAGCAUGCUAUGUGUCAAGGACCAAUCACUUGUACCAUGGCCUGGAUUGGGUACUUUGGUGUGGGCGGUACCUACAAUGUUAGCGGCAUGAUGACGCCUCUAUGGGAACAUGCUAUGAUCAAACACACAAACUAUCGUCGAAUCAACUACCGUGGUACAGCACCACGACGCUCACUCAAUGAGGUAAUGGCUGAAUGGGGCAAAGGUUAUGAUGCUGUCAGAACUUACGCUACUGCUAUCACCAACAUGAUCAAUGCCAGUCUCACCAUCACUGGUCCUGCCCUGACAAAUGCUCUUAGACAGGUAGAUUUUGAAGGUUUGUCAGGGAGAAUACACUUCCAGUCUGAUACAGGCAACCGCCCUGGCUUUCUUGGUAUGUGGGUGACCAGUAACCCCCAUCCUUUUGAUAAGACAGCCAGCACAGCAACGACAGUCACCUUUGCCCGUAUAUUGGAACUGGCCCAGGAAAAUGCUACAAUGAUUACGGAGUAUAAGCAGCAAGCCAAGCGUCCCAUGGAUUUACCUCCCUGGAAUCAAGUGGUUGCUAAUUACACUAUACCACCAACUCAGUACAAAAACAAAGUCAAUAUCACGACUUCCACUGGAAUGGUGAGCGCCAGUACCCAACAGCUCAUUAUCAUUCCCCCAGGAACUGGCGCACCUGAACAAGUCAUAGAAACAGAAUAUGCUGUGGCCCCAUUCUACUGUACACAAGGAUGUGGAGGGAACGGCAUCAACGAGUAUGAUAUCACCCAGUACCAGUUUGGUGACUGUACAAACCAGGAUGUCUGCACAUGUCAUUCUGGUUAUUAUGGAACCACCUGUGAUAAAAUGGUGUGCAGUUGUGUGUUUGGUCACUGUGAUAUUCCAGAAGUCUGUAUUUGUCAGAAUGGAUAUGAAGGAACCCGUUGUGAGAUUCCAAUUUGUAACACAUUAUCUUGCGGAGCCCAUGGAUCCUGUUCUGCACCUGAAACCUGCACAUGUGAUGCUGGCUAUAUUGGGGCAACAUGUAGCCAUUCAUUACCUGGUGUGGUUGUUGGGUCCCUGCUUGGCGGCAUUGCCUUCAUCAUCUUCCUGGUGUUCUUCGUUAAAUAUUUACUCAAGAGGCAGAGGUUAGCAGCUGCCCUGAAGAACUUGGACUGGCUCGUGAAAUGGGAUGAGGUCAUGAUAGGAGAUGCCAGAGCUCUCAGUUUCCUGUCAACAGCAGGGGAUGAAUUCAUGCAGUCUAACAAAACCAAUAUUUGUACUUGGAGGAGUCAAAAGUGUUUUGUUCAGGAAUUCAACUCUGUAUCCUUGAAUGUAGAGGAUGAAGCAUUGAGAUAUGAAGUUGUACGCAUCAAAGAAACAAGACACAACAACCUUAUAACCUUUGUGGGUGCUUGUUUAGAGUAUCCACAUGUAGGUUUGCUCACAGAAGUGGCACCAAAGGGAAGUCUGGAGGACAUGUUAUCUAAUGAAAGUAUCAAACUGGGAUGGGAUUUCAGGUUCUCACUUCUCAAAGAUAUUUGUCGUGGAAUGGAAUUUUUGCACAGAUCAGAUAUUGGAUCUCAUGGCAGACUGAAAUCAUCAAACUGCCUCGUGGACAACAGAUGGACAUGUAAAAUAUCAGGAUUUGGUUUACCUACCCUUCGUUAUAAUGGUGUCAGAAAACUUCGACCAAAUAUGGAAGAUUUACCCAAAAUCCGAGAACUUCUAUGGACUGCACCAGAAUUUCUAUCAAAAGCUAAAAGAUUAGAUGAUGUACGAAAUGGAACUAAAGCUGGAGAUAUCUAUUCGUUUGCAAUUUUAUUGACAGAAAUGUGUACGAGAGAGGAACCCUACACAAAUGAGCUUAGUUAUUUGAAUGUUGAAGAUGUGCUAGUUUUGGUUGAAAACAAAGAUGCCCCACAGGCUUCUGAAGCAAAGCAGAUAUGGUACAAAAACGGAGGAGACACGACAAAACCAUUCCGACCCAAAUUAUCAGAUGAAUGUUUGCCAGAAGAGUAUGCAGCAAAAACUGGGAUGAGAAAGCUCCUAGAGACAGCAUGGGGUGCUAGUCCCGACAAUCGACCCACAUUCCGCCAGAUGUUGGACAGACUGAAUGAGAUCUAUCCCAUUAAAGGAGAACUCAUCGAUAACCUUGUCAACAUGCUGGAAAAAUACUCCAGUAAUUUGGAGGUGAUUGUGGCAGAGAGGACAAAAGAACUAGUGGCAGAGAAGGCAAAGACAGAACAGCUGCUGAGUCAGAUGUUACCAAAGAAAGUCAUGGAAGAUCUGAAACAUGGGAAACCAGUGGAGGCUGAGUCAUUUGAAUGUGUAACAAUAUUCUUCAGUGACAUCGUGGGAUUCACAAAGAUUGCUGGAAACAGUACUCCUCUCCAGAUUGUGGACCUCCUCAACGAUUUAUAUACCUGUUUUGACUCCAUUUUGGACAACUAUGAUGUGUACAAGGUGGAGACUAUUGGAGAUGCUUACGUUGUGGUCAGUGGUCUGCCAAUCAGAAAUGGCAACCUUCACGCAGGUGAAAUCGCUACCAUGUCACUGGACCUGAUGAGUGCUAUUGGAGACUUCAAAAUUAGACACAUGCCAGAUGAAACGCUCCAGCUACGUAUUGGAAUGCACUCAGGUCCUGCUGUUGCUGGUGUUGUUGGUCUGAAGAUGCCCCGGUAUUGUCUAUUUGGAGAUACUGUGAACACAGCUUCCCGUAUGGAAUCCAAUUCUGUUGCAUUGAGGAUACAUAUGAGCGAGUCUACAGCUACCAUUCUUCAAGUCCUUACUGGAUACCACUUAGAAUGCAGAGGGCAGAUUGAAGCAAAGGGAAAAGGAAAGAUGACAACAUACUGGUUGAAUGGAAAGGAUGGAUUCGACAAGAAGCUUCCAGGAAGGGAACUCGCUGCGUCAUUGUCUCAGCAUGAAUUUAAGUGA
Molecule: messenger RNA, 5052 nt
Organism: Ylistrum balloti
Lineage: Eukaryota; Metazoa; Mollusca; Bivalvia; Pectinida; Pectinidae
Exons: 35
Coding region: 1-5052 (1683 amino acids)
Biological process (GO): intracellular signal transduction; protein phosphorylation; receptor guanylyl cyclase signaling pathway
Molecular function (GO): ATP binding; guanylate cyclase activity; protein kinase activity
Source: RefSeq, a predicted model, not a curated record